AUGGUUGGGUCAAAGCCCGUGCACCUGCCGUUGCGUCCAGUGCGGUUGAUUCUCUGGAUUGGCUUGGCCGUUGCCGUCUCGAUUCUGGGUGCAGUGUGCGCACGCCCCAGCGCCGUGCUGCAGACAGCAGCAGCACCAGGUUCAAUGGUGUUUCCGGGUGACAUUGGCUGCAAUUUGAGCCAAGUGCCGCCUGGCGUGGUUCAGGUCCAGGGCAGCGUCAACCUGAAUUGGUGUCAAACCCUCACGUCGGCAGAUAUCGACAUCCUUCGCACCGUGGAGGUCAUUGAUGGAGGCCUUUUCAUAUACGCAAACCCUGCACUAGAGCAGAUAGACGGCUUGAAUUCGCUCAUCUAUGCCCUUGGCAGGUUCCAAAUCUCGGGUGGUGCUUACCUGGUUGGUUCUUGUCGCGACGCCAGAACGUGCGGCACGGUGAGACAUUGUGAGCGCUAUCGCAUGCUUGUUGUUUUGUGCCUGCACCAGUCGGACAAAGGACGUGCUGAUUGGCAGCUGCACCUGUCUGUGCUUGGUGUGAGUAGCUCGGUCAUCUUUACGAUCAAUCAACGCGGGAAUGGCUGGACGCCACUGCACUGGGCCUGCUAUAACGGUCAUGUGAAGGCGUCGGAAAUGCUGUUGAACCACGGCGCUGAUGCCAAAGCCAAGGCCUGGGCUGGACACGCACCACUGCACUGGGCCUGCAUCGAGGGUCAUGUGGAGGUAGUGGAAAUGUUGUUGAAGCACGGCGUUGAUACUGAAGCCAAGGACAACGAUGGCGAUACAUCACUUCACCUUGCCUGCGGUAACGAUCAUGUGAAGGUUGUGGAGGUGUUGUUGAAGCACGGCGCCGAUGCUGAAGCCAAGGACAACCGUAGCGAAACGCCCCUCGACGUGGCUCGCCAGCACAAGCAUGACAACAAGCUGAAAUCUGUGUUGACUGCCCACGAGGCUGGCCUGGCUGUUGGACCACAGACAUCAUGA
Monosiga brevicollis MX1 is the source of this 975-nucleotide messenger RNA. RefSeq lists its product as uncharacterized. Gene Ontology annotation, molecular function: protein binding. The record is from RefSeq and is a predicted model, not a curated record. Gene Ontology annotation, cellular component: nucleus. Lineage: Eukaryota; Choanoflagellata; Craspedida; Salpingoecidae. Gene Ontology annotation, biological process: regulation of gene expression. The transcript has 7 exons. The coding region runs from base 1 to 975 and encodes 324 amino acids.